GUUUAUUUUGACUUUCAUGGAUGACUGCUUGGUUUUAUUUUUGUUUUCUACGUUUUAAUCAAGCUUGAGAUUUGGCCAUUGUUAUAUGAUCAAGUCGCCAUCCUAUCCCAAUUCAUGUCAAUUAACCUUGUCAUUACAUUCGCAGAGCAGUCACAGAAAUUGUGAAGUUGCACCUCAAGAUGUGGGAUCAAUUGGAGCCAACUGCCCCUCAUAUAACAUAUUUUGUCCUUCCACUAUUUCUCAUCACUUAUGCCCUCUUCUCCAAUUUUAUCCGCAACCAUCUUCAUCUCUCAGAGCCUCCUCUCGCCAUUCUCUUUGGUAUCAUCCUUGGUCCGUAUGUUCUCAAAGUCCUCACCCCAGAAGAAUGGGGCCUGGACGAUGAAAUUAUGCAGGAAAUCACUCGUGUGAUUGUAGGCAUUCAAUGUUUUGCUGUCGGACUCGAACUUCCCAAACAUUAUUUUAAAAGACAUUGGAAAUCCGUGCUCUAUCUUCUAGGUCCUGUAAUGACCUUUUCCUGGGCCGUCACUUCAUUAUUCGCCUACUUUAUUUUUCAAACCACUAUACCCACAGCUCUGAUAAUAGGAGCUUGUCUCUCACCAACUGAUCCUAUUCUCGCCGCAUCCGUCCUUUCACAGUCUCGGUUUAGUGAAAGAGUUCCUCCACGUAUUCGUCAUCUUCUUUCCGCUGAAUCGGCGUGCAAUGAUGGAGUCUCUUUUCCGUUUCUUUACAUUGGUCUUGUGAUCUACACUACACACGGUGGUCCUGGAGAAGCUAUCAAGGAAUGGGUAACAAUCACACUGCUCUGGCAAUGCCUGCUUGGCAUCGUAGCAGGUCUCAUACUUGGAAACAUAGCCAAUCGACUUCUUCGAUUCUCAGAUACGCGCAAAUAUAUAUCCAGACCUUGUUUUGUGGUAUUCUACCUUCUUCUUGCCAUUCUUUCUAUUGGAAUCGGAUCUCUUCUGGGAUCAGAUGAUUUCCUAGUCGCUUUUGGUGCUGGAGUCGGUUUUGCCCACGAUGGAUGGUUCUCCAAAAAAACCAAGACCGUGGCUUUUCCAGUAAUCGUAGACCAUCUACUCAAUUCUACUAUGUUUGCAUACUUUGGCUCCAUCAUUCCGUGGAAUCAAUUUCAACCAACUACCAUUACGCCAUAUAUCAAACCUUGGACUCUCAUCCUUUUUCUCAUUCUUGUUCUUCUCUUCCGCAGAAUUCCAAUCCUUCUCUUGACCAAACCUCUCAUUCCAGAUAUCUGCACUUAUCGCGAAGCGCUCUUUGCAGGACACUUUGGUCCUAUGGGUGUAGGCGCUUUAUUCCUUGCUAUAGAAGCAAGGGCGCAGCUCGAGACUGGUACAUCGCUACCUCUUCCUAAACCACUAUUCCCUGACGAUCCAGGCCCCGUCAGCGAGGAAACAAAGGCAAUUUGGAUUAUAUGGCCAGUAGUAUGUUUUGUGGUAUUCGGAAGCACAAUGGUACAUGGAUUGAGCGUAAUGGGAAUUAGUUUUGGAGGUCACUUUCUGAGAAAAGAGGGAGAAAGAGCACCGUUAUUGGGGGAGACGCGGGGAUUGAGUGGGAUGGUUCAUGAAGGUGGUGGAGGUGAGAGUGAACCGGAAGUUAGUGGGAGUGAAGCUGAAUAGUGCAAUUGAGUUUUGAGAAAGUUCUUUUGAGGGCAUCUGCUUCUUGCUUGACGUACUUUUUUCUUCCUCAAGUACAACACUUACUCUUUGAUGUGCAUUCUAAAAACAAAUCAGCUAUUUGCCCGUACACAAUCAGAUCAAGCAUGAAAUUCAAUACAUCUAUCCACAUUCCGUUAUCUGCGUUUCUUUCUUGCUAGUUUGAUUUCUCGUUCUUUUCAUACGCUACUUAGCGAUUCUUUCACUGCAUUCAACACACCAUCACACCGUGAAGUAAUCUCAACACCCUGUGUUCAAACAGGAAAUCUUCCACAAUUUCUCCAAGCAAGCAAAGAUCCAAAUGUCUACUCUAUCCCCCCCAUAUAGUCCAUAGAACCACACUGUAGUCAGAGACCAUCAUGCGACCUAUCUGGUGAAGAUAUUAAGUGCAUGAACAGACGGUUGGAGGAAUAAAUAAUAUCUACGUUCCUGCAAUGAACGGUGGAAUAUAUUUCAGAUGCUUUGGUUUGGAAAUAGAUUUGUUCAUACAAUAUCGUGGCUAUUGCACACAUAUACACAUACAUAUGUUUAUUUUUCUUUUCUUUGUGGGAGGCAUGCUUAUUUUAUUUGUGGGUUGUGUCUUCGCUCUUGAUUUUUUAUAUUCUUCUACUUCUUUCCUAUGUCUGGAGUUGACACACUACACAGAUAUAUAUAGUAAAUAGAUCAUCAUUUCUCCA
Molecule: messenger RNA, 2344 nt
Organism: Botrytis cinerea B05.10
Lineage: Eukaryota; Fungi; Ascomycota; Leotiomycetes; Helotiales; Sclerotiniaceae
Exons: 1
Coding region: 180-1631 (483 amino acids)
Biological process (GO): sodium ion export across plasma membrane; proton export across plasma membrane; intracellular potassium ion homeostasis
Cellular component (GO): plasma membrane
Molecular function (GO): sodium:proton antiporter activity
Source: RefSeq, a predicted model, not a curated record